This is a messenger RNA of Medioppia subpectinata, 1233 nucleotides long. NCBI's taxonomy places the organism in Eukaryota, Metazoa, Arthropoda, Arachnida, Sarcoptiformes, Oppiidae. The record is from the annotation of a GenBank genome assembly.
AUGACCCCUAAAAUAUGCCUGCUAAUCAACAAAUGUCGAUUAGUUGGGUUUAACUUUUAAUUUAAUAAUUUAAUUAAAUUAACAAUAAUUGUAAUUAUAAUAACAUUGAGACCAAUAGUGAAGCGAUCGAUGCAUUCAUUAUUACAGAUCUAUGUCUUAAUAAUAAGUGCUUUAAUAUCGACAGCCUUUUCGUCGGAACUGAAGCUACUUUUUGUGAUCCAUAGACACGGAGACCGAACACCCAUUCAAUGUUAUCCAAUGGAUCCGUAUUCUAACGCCAGCUAUUGGCCCGACGGGUGGGGAGAACUGACGCCCGUGGGAAAGAAGCGCAUGUUUGGCGUCGGAAGUUAUCUCAGGAAACGAUACCAACAUUUCCUGUCAGACAAUCCAAGAGAAGUGAGAAUCAGGAGUUCGGGCGCCGAUCGGUGUCUCGAAACGGUUGCUCUCGUGAUGGCCGGUCUCUAUCGACCAGAAGGAAGAUGGCAGUGGAGCGACAAUUUAGGACAUGAAUGGCAACCGUUUCCCAUCCAAACGGAGCCCCGAGAAAUGGACGGGAUGCUGAAUUCUGGCUCUAAAUGUUUGGUCGCCGAACAAGAGUUGACUCGAAUCCACAAUUCUCCAGAAGUUAUACAAUAUGUUAAUCAACGAAAGGCGGUAUUGAAUUACGUGUCGAGUAAUACGGGUCUCAAUAUAACGAAUCUGACGGCCGCUGAAGAGGUAUUCGACACAUUGCUGAUCGAGAAGGAGAACAAAUACGAGUUACCGCUUUGGGUCGAUGAACACACUUAUCACACUUUAAGCCAAAUCUCUGACAUGACUUUUUAUUUUGAUUUCUCCACUAAAUUAAUUCAACGUUUGAGAACUGUCAAUGAUCUCAUUCCCGGCGACUGGAACUCCGAAUGUCAAAACACGGGACUCUCAUUCGCCUCAAAAACAGUUAUGCCGUAUAUGUUUGGAUCGCUUCUAACAUUGGCUGUUAUGGCAUUGAUUUACAUAAUCUAUACAUUCCUGAAGCCCAAGAAUAGAGAAAUUGUGUAUCAAAUGCUUCCGAUCCGGUAGUCAUUGGUUUAGAUGACGGCCACUAAUACUCGCAUUCCUUAUACAUAAUUAAUCAUUUGAUAAUCAAGUCAUUCGUCUCUAUUGUUAAAUAGUGUGUAAUAUAUUGUCAAACAAUCACUUCAACCACAAUAUGAUAUUGUGUUGACGACAAUAAAUGAUUAUUUUGUAACCAUU